AUGGAGACGAGGCAAGUUCUUUCUCGUGUAACAAUAGGGGAAGACGACAAGCAUUCGACAAACGAGGGCCCUACGUCUGCCGAGUCGAUAGAAGGUUCCCAGCUGGGUGGGACAGGCGCGGCGCCAUGGCGGGUCGCUGUUCCACGGACAGGAGAUCAAGAGCUGGAUACUGAACAAGCCGUUCCUUCCGAAGCCAGUCAUGAGAAGAAGAGUACAGAUUGUUGCCGGUCUACAGAGAAAUCGGAGGGCGGAUCUGGACAGAGACCGCCGCCAGCGGGCUGCAGUGGGACUCCCGCAGCGGCUUUUUCAACAGAGACGUCAUCGCACACAGGUGACGACCGACCCAACAUAGUACCGUGGAGCUGUGCGAUGAAGGAAAAUGAGGGAGAAAGAUCGAAACUGCCUGAAAACGUUUCUUCCUGCGGAUCGUCACGAGAGCAUGAAGGCGACACAACCCCCGGAGGACCUAUGAAAGAGCAAAGGGUAGGAGCGUCGUCUCUUUCAGCAUUCGACGCCUUGCGCCCUGUUCGGAUCGAGAAAAAUGGCUCUAGGCAUGGGAAAGAGGUAGAGGAUAGUGGACCGGAAGGAGCACCGGCACCAUCUGAUCCAGGGAAUGAUUCUCACUGCGCACAGUGCGGCGGUGGAGGGCGGCUGCUCUGCUGCAGCAACUGUGUACGAUCAUUUCAUUCUACAUGCCUAGCGAGGCCAGAGCCAUCAUCUUGUGCCACAUUUCUUGCAUCCCCGUGGGUCUGUCCAGUCUGCUUGCCAACCGCCAGAGAGAGUACUCGGCAGCAACUCCCGAAUAUGAGUGCGCAGCGUGACGACGAAAGGCUGAUCAGGGGGACGGAAUGUGAGAGCGUUGCCGCUGGGGUUGUGGCGGAAGGUGAGGAGAUAACACAGGGACAAAUGCCAUGCGCAGAUGCGACGGACACUGGCCAACCGGCAAGGGGCAAUCCACAAACGGACCGGGACAAAGGAGUUCUUCAGGGCUCAAAGGCUGCUCCAGUCUCUGACGAUAGCUCGUGCACAGGAGUCUGCCACACAAGCGAAAAGAAGGAAUAUAUGGCAACAAAAAGGAGGUCAGGUGGAGAGGCAGUGUCUCCAAGGGCUGCAACCAAUCUUGCUUCAUCGCGGUCGCCGAGCCCAAGCCCCUCACAUUACAGUCGUAAGAGACGACGAUGCGAAGGCGAUACCGGUGGCACGGCUCGUUGCAAAGUCAACAUUGGGCCCAGGCACCAAGUGCCUGCGGUGCCACCGUUCUUCCUUGAUUCUACGUGUGCAUGGGACGGGAAGGCAGAAACAUUAUCAGAUGUCCAGGGCUUGUACGCACACGACACAGAUGACACAGCCAGGUUGGUGUACUCGCCGUAUGCCAUGCAGAGGGUCUACAAAAAGAGGCUGGCAGAAGGCGCUGGGGACAAGAUAAUCAAGAAUACGGAAGAAAUGAAUUCCUUCAUUCAGUGUGUCGCGCAGAACUGGACGAGUAAGUCUGGCUGGCAACCCUUCUCCCCAGAAUAUGCCUACAAAUUGCUCCACUUUGCGGGAUACGACCCUCAGCGGGCCAUUCGGAUAAUGAAAGACCCGAACUUUUGCUUCACUGCAAUCUGCGACCCACCCCAAAGGCGCUACGACAACAAGUGGCGACCGAAUGACCGAAGAGGCCAGAUUGGGACCAACCCUUACCCCUCUCCUCUCACGCUUCGUGCGUAUUUGUCUAAGCGCAGUCAGCAUGCUGCAGCUGCUUUUCACCAUGGCGCUCCGAGGUGGCAUGAAUAG
Messenger RNA from Besnoitia besnoiti, 1776 nucleotides. RefSeq lists its product as uncharacterized. Lineage: Eukaryota; Apicomplexa; Conoidasida; Eucoccidiorida; Sarcocystidae. The transcript has a single exon. The coding region runs from base 1 to 1776 and encodes 591 amino acids. The record is from RefSeq and is a predicted model, not a curated record.